This is a messenger RNA of Trichobilharzia szidati, 3697 nucleotides long. Lineage: Eukaryota; Metazoa; Platyhelminthes; Trematoda; Strigeidida; Schistosomatidae. The record is from the annotation of a GenBank genome assembly.
CGCUUCUCCACUUCGCCACCUCACGUGCAGCACUACGCUACUUGUACAUUUUGGCGCUUAUACUUGACGAGUUCCUUAUACAAUCAUUGUCUUGAGGAUGUCGGACUUGAAAGAAGAUGAUCACAGAUUAAAAGCCAGAUUGGACGUGCUAGAAGAAAUGGAGACUGCGUUUGUUGCUGAAAUACAAAGUCUUAAUGAACUUAUUGCUGUUUUCGAACGUGAAAGUCCAGGAGAAUUCCGGAAUAUUGAUGAUCGCCAGUCAGAGAAAUUAAGCGAGAUGAACCGUCUAGCUGAGAAGCUCAACGCUCUCGAAAAUUUGGAGACUGACCUGUUAAAAAGAUUAUGUGCUCGUGAAAAUAAAGUGGACGAAAUUUGUAUGGAUUCUAACAAUAGAGCGUUAAAGGCAGUUAAACUAUUAGAAAAUCAUCUGUCCAGAGUGAAAAAAACUGCACAAAUGAGAACAUCGCGAUUGUGUGGAUGGAUCGAAGGAUUAGAAGAGGACGUUUUUUGUUUACAGAGUUAUAAAGAUGAAUUAGAGCAGAAGUUAAAGGAAUGUCAAUCAACAUUAGAAAACACUCAAGCUCAGUGUGAAACCCUCCAAGUUCAACUCAAUCCCACGAUGUCUCUAGUUUCUGAAGUUGAUAAAGAACGCAAACUUCUCGAACAAAUGGUCGUUAAACAGAGGGAGGAAAUCAGAGAAUUAAGACGACGCUUGGAUAAUAUGCCUGCAAAGCUUACGUCUUUACUUGCUGCAAUACGGGUGGAUUCGUGUCCAAACAAGGAGAUAAUGGAUAUUUUACAUGAUCAAAUUGAAGAUAUACGUUGGGAAAAUAAAGAAAUUCAUCGAAAAAUAAAAGAUUAUGAAGAAUUAAAGGCGAAGAGGAAAUGCGAGAAAUCGCUGGAAUCUCCUGAAUCGCCAAGGGAUGCUGAAAAGGCCGAGGCUGCUAUUAUGUAAGAUAAAAUUUAGAUAUUUUUACUUAAUUCAAACUGUUGUUUUUAAUUUAUUCACUGUUUUUAAUUCUUUAAAUACUUAUUAAUAAAAUAACUAGAGGGUUUUCUUCAAAAAGUUAAGUAUUAUGUGACUAUUGGACUGAUAAAUCACAAAUUAAAGUAAUAUGCAAAAUAAGUAAUUAUAAUGUAAGCUAAUUGAGGCAGUAUUUCGGUCAGUAGAAAACCAGGAGGUUUUUUCGAGAUUCGAAUAUGCUUCUCUUCCUUCAGUGGUACUAAGCUGUAAAAAAAUAGCGUUUGAGUGUGUCGAUCAAUAAUGUUUAUGAUGAUGCAUAAUCAAUUUAGGCGGCUAGGAGAUGAGCGAAUACAUGAACUGGUGUGAACAAUCGAUAAUUUGCAUUCAUGGAUGAUUGGUAAUGUGUUGUCCACAUAUAUGAUGGCACUGUGACCUUAGUCAAUUAAUCAGGCUCUUUCACUUAUUAGAAAUAUCAGAUCUGUGUAUAUAGUAUACAUGUGCCUCCGCCUCUACGUGCAACUCGCCACUUCGUAAUUAUUAUUUAUAGCUUAAUACCAUUUACAGGGAUUAAAAAUCAAUCUUCUGAAUUAUCACUUUUAUUUACAAUCGGGUACACUAAGGUGUAUUCAUCACAAAUUGAGUUCUCAAUUAAUGUAUAGAAACAGUGAAUUAUCUAACUUAAAUUGAUUGGUUAAGUUAAUAUGAGUAAUGCCUUCAUUGACAAGUAAAGCAUAUUUAAUGAAAUCUAUCAAAGAAAUCAGGAUAAUCAUCAAGAGUCAUUUUAAUGAAUAAAAAAAAUAAAAAAACUCAUUGUUGCUGCUGUUGAAAAUGUAGUUCCACUCUUUUCCACUUUAGUUUAUAUAGUAUUAUGGUAGAAGUUUCCCAAUCUUUCUUUUUGAUCAAAAGAUUUAGUUGUAUGUCAGCCAUACAAAUUAUGCUUUUUGACAGGGAUCUACACUCUCUUCUGCAAAAGUUUUUUGACCCAUCUGUUUUUGCUUAUUAUAAAGAAAAAUUGUGUGAUACCUAAGUGUGUCUUUUGCUGUAUAAGCUUGACUGAUAUAAUAAUAUGUAAAGUUGUAGACUCAAUAACGCCGAUGCGGUGGUUAAGCGGUGCGAGAAAACCAGGUAGGCCUUAGACCAGGAAGAGAGAGAGUGUAUUGAUGGUACCUUCACUCUUCAACAAAUUCUGGAAUAUAGACAUACCAGUGUCCAACACUGCCAUGUUUUAUUGGGCACUAGUAGCUAGUGUGAUGCGUCUAGUCCUUUCUUUGGUGCAGACUGAAUUCUAUCAGUCACGUUUGCAAUGUGGCCACCAUUCUAGGUAGCUCGCCAUCACGGUGACCUCCUAUAGGAAGUCAGUCGCAAGCCCGAAUAGUUCAGUGGUAACGUCUAUGACUGCAGCACUGAGUAACGCGGGUUCGAAUCUCAGAAGGGACAUGAGUUCCUUCAAGGUUGCAGAUACGCCCUACUGACGAGUGCCAACUAGCACGAAACCUAGGUCAAGCAAGGCUUCCUGCGGCCGAUUGCCUCCAACCAGCUAAUACUGCCACAUUUUAUCGAUAUAAGGAUAAAAUUUGGGCACUGUGGUUGAGUAUAAUUCCAUUAUGGAUAAAAUCUAUUCACAGUGUUAUACAGUAAUGUUAUUUACUGAUGACCACGUUUCGAGCACAAUUUAUUACUGCUCAUAAUCAUAUCCAGGUACUCACACUUGGUUUUAGGCAUAUAGGAAUGUAUAGGCUGUCUGGUUGGUGUCCUCGAGGUGAUAAGAACAAAUGGCUGGAAACUAUUGAUGAUAUGGCUCGAAAUCGUUGUCAAUGGCGCAGAAGCAUUCACACUUUGGGAUGUACUAUACCGUCAUGUUCUCCUAUGUCAAUAUUUUUCCUCUUGCAUAUUUCUGCUUAUUAUAAUUCUUUUGAAAUUAAUUUUUUCUCUUUGUUGUUUACCUUAGUGUGCAACUGGAACUACUGUACUUGUGUGCAAAGUUCUAUGCUGGAACUCUGUUAGUCAGUAUUGUACACAAAAUUAAUCCAAUCUCAUAUCAUUUUCUUCUCCAUAGGGCAGUGGAAUAGUUAGUUUAAAUAAUCUUUUUUUAAUUUGUUUAUUUGCGUUUUCCUAAUUCUAAACACCACUUUGCCUUUGUUAAUGACAUGCUGCCAACCUCUCUGUCUAUCUCCCACUUACAUGGUUCCACAAUUUCUUUUGUAGGCAUUAUUGUAGGAGUUUAGAUCUUGAUCGAGAAAAAUCCCUCCUAGACACUGAUCUCGUUCAGCAGAGGAUAAUAGAACUUGGCGAUAAGCAACGCAACCUGAAAGGAGAGUUACGUUUCCUGAAGGAAGAAAAUUCGCGUUUGUCGACUCAAGCCACUGAAGUUAAGGCGCAACUUGAUGCUCUUCAGAAAAAGUGAGGCAUCUGGUGAAAGAAUUAAGCCUUCAAGAAGUGUUCUUCAUUGCAAAAAUGUACUUUUCAGAAUAUAAACCUUCUAAGGGGAAUAUUUAUUGGUACUUCUUUCUCUUAAAAACUAAGAAAAUUAUUUCCACCCCACGGAGUAUGUGAUAAUGUUUGUUACUGGCCCGAUCACCAGUAAUGCUUUUCUUUCUUUAGAAAUUAUUAUUAUUGUCAUUAUUCGAAUGGUAAACUUACUUGACAAUAAUUACAACAGUAUUCUUCUGACUAUUCUCUAUGCUACUCCCAUUAUGUGUUUAUUGUACAUUUUGUGACACAAUAGAAACUAGA